AUGCCGCAGAGCAAGCUGUCGCAUGCAGCGACGCUUCCGACCCCUGCUGGGGUGGUGCAUCGGCCGCGGGGGAAUCGCGUACCGCCGCUUUCCCACAGCCAAACCAGCAAAUCCGUUAGGAAACACGCAGGGUUGCUUAACGGACAGGGUUCAUCGACGCCGCAGGGCCCUUUAACGGGGUCCAGGGCACCACCCCAAGGUGAGCGACCCGCGUAUAAGCGCACCGUGCAUUGGGGCAGCCACAACCCAAGCGGGGUCCAGGAUAGCACGCGAAGGUCUGAGGGCGAGGAUGGAUCCGCAUCAACGAAACCCGUCGCGUGUGUAGAUUCUGUUGUAGUUACACGGCCGGAACGCGACUUGCCGUGCUUCCACCUCGCUGUUCAAGCCCUUCAGGAAGGGUGCAUUCAGUCCUUUAUUCGCUUCUUUUAUCUCUCACAUCGAGAUCCGGUAUGCGUAAACGAACUAUCCCAGAAGCACUUCACGAUUCCAGAGGGUAAGCUAGCGUGGGUGCAGCAAAAGCUCUCCGCGGUGGAGGUGCUGCGCCGGCAGAGUGAGUUCCGCGAUGUAUUAAACGCCUGUAGUGAGCUGGCGGGGUACUUUGAAUCGGAGGGGGAUUUGGUCGAGGCCGCGUGGCAUCACGAGAGGGCGUUGCGCUAUAUGACGGAGUCCCUCGACGUGCCGCUGGAGCAGACCGCUCGGGAGAACUACGCCUCCUUCCUACAGCGCUGUGGGAAGCUCGAGGCCUCGGCGGAGCAGUACGAAAUCAUGUACCGUCUCGCUAAAGCCGUGAAGGAUGAGGAGAAGGCCCUCGUCGUGAGCUUUUCACUAGUUACUCUAUACCAGAUGUUGGGGGAGCGGGAGCUGGCGGCAGGGAACUUUCAGACUGCGAGGAACUACUUCGAGCGGUGCGCAGUUCGUGCCCAGCGUUCAAGGUAUAGUGUGGAGGAAGGCUCCGCCUACGAGGCCCUAGGCUACUUACACGAGAAAAAAGGUCAACUAUACACCGCCUUGGAAUACCAAAAGAACUUUCGAAUCGUCUCGCAUCGCGACCAGCUUUUUGAGAAGGAGUGUCAGGCCAUCAUGAACGUCGCGAGCCUCGAGGAUCGCAUUGGGGAUAACAAUCAGGCGAUAACCUCACUGCAGGAAGCUGCCAGCAUGGCGCGCGAGCUCGGGGAUGCGGUGAAGAUCGCGAAAGCGACGAUGCACCUUGGUGAAGCCUAUCGCUCCAAGCUGAGGGAGGAAAUCGGGGAUAAGGACUCUCAGGGUUAUGGGAAUACGUCCACUGAAAUUAUGGUCCGCUUUGCCGAGAGCUUUGAGGCUGCCAGACAGUCGGGCGACAUGGAGCUCAUCGAUAGCGCGCGUGUGUUGUUGGGCUUUGCUAGGGGGAGUCACUACUUCAAACAUGCUGGCAAUGAUAGGGGCUAUCCCGAUAUUGUUUGCAAUGACGUGCGAGCACAACUCAAGUGGAUGAGUACUGGUGAGUUAUAG
This is a messenger RNA of Phytomonas sp. EM1, 1488 nucleotides long. NCBI's taxonomy places the organism in Eukaryota, Euglenozoa, Kinetoplastea, Trypanosomatida, Trypanosomatidae. The record is from the annotation of a GenBank genome assembly.